Messenger RNA from Puccinia graminis f. sp. tritici CRL 75-36-700-3, 582 nucleotides. RefSeq lists its product as uncharacterized. The record is from RefSeq and is a predicted model, not a curated record. Bases 1 to 552 code for a protein of 183 amino acids. The transcript has 3 exons. Lineage: Eukaryota; Fungi; Basidiomycota; Pucciniomycetes; Pucciniales; Pucciniaceae.
AUGCGCGAUCAUAUUGGGCGUUUGCCGAGUGAUUCACGUAUCACCCCCACUCAAGCAACAAGUUCUCCAUCGGAAAUGGAAGGAAGGGAUGCUGCGAACCCCAGGGACCCGUCAGGCCGUUACACUGAAUGCGAUCCCAUGAAGUUCUCCGCUGACCGCAGAGAACAACUUCUGUCUCAUUUGGAGAUGCGCCACCAUCAGAACGCAAAAAAAGUUGGCGAUGAAAUGGCGCAUGGACAAGCAUGGACUCAAUGUGAUUCUUUAACUUGCGCAAUCUUGCGGCUCUUCGUUCGCAUGGGUGUUUGGAUUUGUGAUCGUGAACGUUGGGUUAGCUUCUUUGUCUUACAAGUAGCCAUUGCCUCCCCGGCAAGGGGAGGGGCGGAUAUACCCGAAAUAUGGCCUAAGCCUCCGGGGACGGUUUGCACUGGAUGCGAUACUCAGGCAAGGAAAGGGGCGGAUAUACCCGAAAUAUGGCUCAAGCCUCCGGGGACGGUUUGCACUGGAUGUGAUACUCACCCUAAGCCCUGUUGUCCUGAUUUGAAAACCGAGUGAUCCGCGAAUUCCAACUUCAGUUGAGUGAUC